AGCUAAAGUUUCCAAAAAGUUAGAAUAACUUCCUCUCUCCAAGACCUCAAUUUUUUGCACAACCCCGCUCCUUGAAAUAAGAGCCCUUCAAGCAACCUGGAAAACGUUUGGUCAGCAAAAAAAAAAAAAAAAAAAAAAAAAAAAAAAAAAGCCCUCCUGUUUUUCCAAAGGAUCUGUCUCAGGAAUUUAAAGCACAUUUAAGACACACACACACUCACAUAACAUAAGGAGGGGGGGAAAGUCUCUUCCCCUCCCCUUCUUGCAGAAAGCAUGGAAGAAAGCUCCAGUUCUCCUGUUUCCCCUGUGGAUAGCUUGGGGACCAGUGAAGAGGAGCUGGAAAGGCAGCCAAAGAGAUUUGGCAGGAAGAGAAGAUACAGUAAGAAGUCCAGCGAAGAUGGCAGCCCCAACCCAGGGAAGAGGGGGAAAAAGUCCAGUCCCAGCUCCCAAUCUUAUGAAGAACUGCAGAGCCAGAGGAUCCUGGCCAAUGUCAGAGAGAGGCAGAGGACUCAGUCGCUCAAUGAAGCUUUUGCCGCCUUGAGGAAAAUCAUCCCCACUUUGCCCUCUGACAAACUCAGUAAAAUCCAGACCCUCAAGCUGGCAGCACGGUAUAUAGACUUCCUCUACCAGGUGCUACAGAGCGACGAGAUGGACAGUAAGAUGACGAGCUGCAGUUACGUGGCUCACGAGAGGCUGAGUUAUGCCUUCUCCGUAUGGAGGAUGGAGGGAGCGUGGUCCAUGUCGGCCUCCCACUAGCCACCGCCUGGGCCAGGCGAGCCCAGCUGCCGAAGGGACUGUCCAGUGUCUGAGACUGAAGUGGAAUUGGGAUAUAUCCAAGUUUGUAGCUUCUGAAACCUUAACAACCUCAAGUAAACUGGUCCAAAAGACCCCUCUUGACCUCCCUCGCUCUGAACUCUUGUGGAGCACUUAGACUGAGCAGAAAACAGCACCAAAGCUAACAGUCUGAAACUUUGCAACAUCUCUCACCAAGUGACUGACCAAAGAGAAAAGAGAAGCAACAUUCCUGAUUGUUCGUUGUUGUUGGGUUUUGUGUCUGUCUGUGUGUUUGGUUUUAUUUCUAAUUUUUUUUUUUUCUGAAAAAUCUUAAUUCAGGAAUACAUUUAUGAGAAAUCUUUGGGUUUGGAUUUUACUUCCCCUUAGCUGUAUUAUUUUGGGUUUUUUUGUCUGUUUUAUAAAAUUCAAAACCUGAUUUCUUGUACAUUAAUGUCAGAACUGGACCAAGGCUCUCAGAAAAAAAAAAAGAAGAAGAAAGCCCACCGUGUCCCCAGCUCCCUGCAUGAUUUGUUUCAAGUACAGCCUGGAUUACAGACUGCCCUACACACUCUACCGCCUUUUCCUUAUUGCUCCAUGAUUUGCUACCGCUCAUCCCCCCCCCCCCCCCCCCCCUUUUUUUUUUCAUUUUCUGUUCCAGUGUAUAUGUUGCUUAUUUGUUUUAUUUAUUGAGAUAUUUUUAACGAGCUAAGAGACUGCAAUGUUGCUGUGUAUACUGCUUCUCUUGCCAAUAAAAAUAAAGAUGUCAUGCAGCUACCGGGGGGUAUGAGAU
Molecule: messenger RNA, 1561 nt
Organism: Aquila chrysaetos chrysaetos
Lineage: Eukaryota; Metazoa; Chordata; Aves; Accipitriformes; Accipitridae
Gene: TWIST2
Product: twist family bHLH transcription factor 2
Exons: 2
Coding region: 271-753 (160 amino acids)
Biological process (GO): developmental process; regulation of transcription by RNA polymerase II
Molecular function (GO): protein dimerization activity; DNA-binding transcription factor activity, RNA polymerase II-specific; RNA polymerase II transcription regulatory region sequence-specific DNA binding
Source: RefSeq, a predicted model, not a curated record